AUGGCGGCAGUACCAACGCCGAGCGAUGCGCCUCUUCGUAUCGGAACCCGGCGCUCCAAUCUGGCCGUGGUGCAGGCGGAGGGAAUCCGAGACAAGCUUCAAAAACUAGUACCGGGUCGAUCCUUUGAAAUCGUCACAUUGCGGCCGCUCGGCGACCGGGACAAGACCACGGCUUUGUACGAAAUGGGGGUGAAAAAUCUCUGGACUUUUGAGCUGGAAGAGAAGCUGGUCUCGGGCGAGCUGGAUCUCGUCGUACAUUGCCUCAAGGAUAUGCCCACGGCCUUACCCGAGACCUGCGAACUUGCCUCUAUUCCGACUCGAGAUGACCCUCGUGAUGCCCUGAUCGUCAAGGCAGGUCUGCCUUACACCAGCUUGAGUACUCUGCCCGACGGCGCCGUUGUAGGCACAUCGUCCGUUCGUCGCUCCGCUCAGCUGCAACGAAUCUACCCUAGCUUGAAGUUUGCCAACCUUCGCGGUAAUGUGGAAACCCGACUGGCCAAGGUGGACGAUCCUGAGAGCGAGUACACGUGCAUGAUCAUGUCCGCUGCCGGUCUGCAACGUGUGAACCUGGGCCACCGAAUCAAUGAGUAUCUGCAGUCCAGCACUGGGGGCAUGUAUCACGCCGUGGGCCAGGGAGCUCUGGGCCUUGAGAUUCGGAGAGGUGAUACCAAGAUGCACGAACUGCUCAAUCAACUGGCUGACCAUCAAUCAACGUUGGCCUGUCUAGCUGAGCGGUCCCUCCUCAGAACGUUGGAAGGCGGUUGUAGUGUCCCCGUCGGCGUAGAGACGGAGUGGGUUGAGUCUGAUACGCUGCAUAUGCGCAGUAUCGUUGUCAGCCUGGAUGGUUCGGAAAGCGUCCGCGAGCAUGUUGAGGCGCGAUUGAGUACCGCGGAAGAAGCCGAAUUGCUGGGCCAGCAACUGGCAGCCAAGCUAGUCAAGGCGGGUGCGCAAACAAUCUUAGACACGAUUGUUAUAAACCGACCGGCCAAAGAAUGA
Penicillium oxalicum is the source of this 996-nucleotide messenger RNA. Its product is annotated as porphobilinogen deaminase. Gene Ontology annotation, molecular function: hydroxymethylbilane synthase activity. Gene Ontology annotation, biological process: heme biosynthetic process. The coding region runs from base 1 to 996 and encodes 331 amino acids. NCBI's taxonomy places the organism in Eukaryota, Fungi, Ascomycota, Eurotiomycetes, Eurotiales, Aspergillaceae. The transcript has 2 exons. Gene Ontology annotation, cellular component: cytoplasm. The record is from RefSeq and is a predicted model, not a curated record.